This is a messenger RNA of Trametes versicolor FP-101664 SS1, 1350 nucleotides long. RefSeq names its product cyclopropane-fatty-acyl-phospholipid synthase. NCBI's taxonomy places the organism in Eukaryota, Fungi, Basidiomycota, Agaricomycetes, Polyporales, Polyporaceae. The record is from RefSeq and is a predicted model, not a curated record. Gene Ontology annotation, biological process: lipid biosynthetic process. The annotation marks the transcript as partial. The transcript is spliced from 9 exons.
GCCGAGCUCACCGUGCGCAACCCCGUCUUCUGGCUGCGGCUCUGCGCGAUGGGCGACCUCGGCUUCGCGGAGGCGUACAUGUACGGCGAAAUAGACUGUGAUGAUCUUGCGAAGGUCUUCCUGGUAUUCCUGGCAAACCGCGCGGAGCUGUCUACGCUCGACAACUCCCUGUUUUCGCGCAUCAUGGCGCGCAUGCCCCAGGUCGGACUCGGCUCGUACAUCGUGAACACCGUCGCGAACGCGCGCAAGAACAUCAGCGCGCACUACGACAUCAGCAAUAACAUGUUCAUGGGCUUCCUCUCGAAAGACAUGACCUACUCCUGCGCGAUCUUCCCCGAGCUCGACGGCGACCUGCACCCGCCCUCGUCCAGCUCGUCCUCCCCAACCCCCUCUCGCACUGGCGCGUCUACCCCGAGCACCCUCGCGGGGUCCGACGACGCGCCCAAAACGAUCCAGUUCGACGCGCUCGCGCUCUUCCCCGCGCCCAGCGCCGAGUCCGAACCCCCCAGCGGCCCCGACGCGCUCGAAGCCGCGCAGUUCCGCAAGCUGCGCCACAUCCUGCGGAAGGCAGACAUCCGCCCCGGACACAGGAUACUCGAGAUCGGCUCCGGGUGGGGCGCGCUCUCGAUCCUCGUCACCAGCACGAUCCCGGGCACGACCGUCGACACGCUCACGCUCUCGACGCAGCAGGCCGCGCUCGCGAACGCGCGCGCGCAGGCCGCGGGCGUGGGCGACCGCGUGCGCGUGCACCUGCUCGACUACCGGGACAUGCCGCGCGAGUGGGAGGGCGCGUUCGACCGCGUCGUGAGCGUGGAGAUGGUCGAGGCGGUGGGGAGGGAGUAUAUGGAGACGUAUUGGGAGAAGAUCGACUGGGCGCUGAACAAGGAGACGGGCGUUGGUGUCGUGCAGGGCAUCACGAUCCCCGAGGCGCGCUUCGAGCAGUAUAUGCGCGAAGUGGACUUUAUCCGGAAAUGGGUGCUAUUCCCCGGGGGCUUCCUCCCAACACUCGCCUUCCUCAUCGAAACGCUCAACAAGGGCUCGCACGGCCGCCUCGUCGUCGACGCCGUAUCAAACAUCGGCCCGCACUACGCGCGCACGCUGCGCGAGUGGCGCCGCCGCUUCGAGGCGCGCUUCGAGGACACCAUCGUGCCCGCGCUGAAGGCGGAGUACCCGGGGGUGAUGGACACGGACGACGCGAAGGCGCGCGAGGAGAUCGAGGUGUUCCGGCGGAAGUGGAUAUACUACUACUGCUAUUGCGAGGUCGGGUUCACCACGCGGAGACUAGGCGACCACAUCAUCACUUUCAGUCGAGAAGGGAACGUCGAGUAUGGAUGCCAGGUGUACGAGUAG